Messenger RNA from Misgurnus anguillicaudatus (oriental weatherfish), 2387 nucleotides. RefSeq names its product estrogen receptor 2a (gene esr2a). Gene Ontology annotation, cellular component: nucleus. The record is from RefSeq and is a predicted model, not a curated record. Gene Ontology annotation, molecular function: sequence-specific DNA binding; nuclear estrogen receptor activity; zinc ion binding. Gene Ontology annotation, biological process: estrogen receptor signaling pathway; cellular response to estradiol stimulus; regulation of DNA-templated transcription. NCBI's taxonomy places the organism in Eukaryota, Metazoa, Chordata, Actinopteri, Cypriniformes, Cobitidae.
GACAGAGGGAGCAGAGCGGACUUUAAAGCGUACACAGAGACUGGGUUCCUUUUCUUUUUUCUUUCUUUUUUUUUGCUAAUUUCCCCGUAGACAAGAAUUUUAUCACAUUUAAAGUGACAGCAAGGCGAUAAAAUAUUCCUUUCGGAUACUCACCCACCGGAACAGAUGUCAAGACUCUGAUGUUCAAAACACCGAUUGCAAUUGUGACGUGCUCUAUGCCGGAUAUGUUUUGGCCAUCUGCCUGUCCACAUUGACACAAGGGUUCAAAAGUCCUCAGCUGACUCAGGUCGAGUCACCGUUGGCUGUCUGGUCAGAGAGUUUUUCUAACUGCUAUUUUGUCAAGUACAGUCUGCAACAACAGCGUGUAGUUUCCCACAUUUCCAGUGGAAAGUUUCCUGCAUCAUAUUUUUACAUAAUUCUUCAUCCAUGACUGAGGAUUUCAACGUACCAUACAUCAACAGUCCCCUGUUGAUGAUGCCACAGCACUGAGCUAAUCCAUGAUUAUCAUGUCAGAGUAUCCCGAGGAAGAAAACUCUGUACCGCAAAUGCAGGAAGUGGACUCGAGCCGUUUAGGAAGUCAUGUCCUCUCUCCGAUCUUUAACUCCGCAUCUCCGUCGUUGACGGCGGAGAGCCACCCCAUCUGCAUCCCUUCACCCUACACGGACCUUGGCCAUGAUUUCACCACUCUACCAUUCUAUAGCCCCACUCUGCUGGGUUAUGGUGCGACUUCCCUUUCUGACUGCCCAUCGGUACGGCAGUCGCUAAGCCCUACUCUAUUUUGGCCGCCUCACAGUCACGUUUCCUCAUUUGCAUUGCAUCAACAACAGACACGCCUCCAGCAAAACCAUCCGGCCAAUGGGAGUUGGGCAGAACUUACGCCACAUGAUCACGCUGAAGAGGAAAACAGCAAACCUCUGGUGAAGAGGGUAGGAGAUGCUGGAGAAACAGCUUUGUCCUACAGAGGUAAAGCUGACAUGCACUACUGCGCUGUCUGUAGCGAUUACGCCUCUGGGUAUCAUUAUGGAGUCUGGUCAUGUGAGGGCUGCAAAGCUUUCUUCAAGAGGAGUAUUCAAGGACACAAUGACUAUAUCUGCCCUGCAACCAACCAAUGCACCAUCGAUAAGAACCGCAGAAAAAGCUGCCAGGCCUGUCGGCUCCGAAAGUGUUACGAAGUGGGAAUGAUGAAAUGUGGAUUACGGCGAGAUCGUGGCACCUACCAACAAAGAGGAGGGCAGCAGAAGCGACUGGCACGGUUCCCUGCCAGGACCAGAGCGAGCGUCCAGAAGCCUCAGGAGGUUAAAAGUGUCCCACGUCCCCUCAGUAGAAACGAGGUUGUUACCAUGACGCUGAGCCCCGAGGAACUAAUAACCCGCAUUAUCGAUGCUGAGCCACCUGAGAUUUACCUCAUGAAGGACAUGAAAAGACCGUUCACUGAGGCCAAUGUCAUGAUGUCACUCACCAACCUGGCCGACAAAGAGCUCGUUCAUAUGAUAAGCUGGGCCAAGAAGAUACCAGGGUUUGUGGAGCUCAGUCUUUUUGACCAGGUGCAUUUGUUGGAGUGCUGCUGGUUAGAGGUUUUGAUGCUGGGGUUAAUGUGGAGGUCUGUUAACCACCCUGGAAAGCUCAUCUUCUCUCCAGAUCUCAGUCUCAGCAGGGAUGAGAGCAGCUGUGUGCAGGGGUUUGUGGAAAUCUUUGAUAUGCUGCUGGCAGCCACAUCCCGGUUAAGAGAACUGAAGUUACAGAGAGAAGAGUAUGUGUGUCUGAAAGCCAUGGUCCUCCUUAACUCGAACAUGUGUUUGAGCUCUUCUGAAGCUGGAGAGGAGCUGCAGGGACGAUCGAAGCUGCCCUGUCUGCUGGAUUCGGUGACAGACGCCCUGGUGUGGGCCAUCUCGAGGACAGGCUUGUGUUUUCAGCAACGUUCAACGCGGCUGGCCCAUCUGCUCAUGCUGCUGUCCCACAUCAGACACGUCAGUAACAAAGGUAUGGAUCAUCUGCACUGCAUGAAGAUGAAGAAGGUAGUUCCUUUAUAUGACCUACUCUUGGAGAUGUUGGAUGCCCAUAUCAUGCAUAGCUCACGGCUAUCUCACACCAGCUCUCAAAUGGACCCUGCUCCCAAAGACAGCAAAGAUAGCCUGGAUACCCAUGCGUGCUCUUCACAGCAUGGAGAGACUUAAGGACCUUAAUCCAUCUGGGCUGAAGGACGAUUUAUAGUUUUUGGUGGAUGGAUGACAAAAACACUUAAGAGAGGAUCGAGCACGCACAAGAUGAAAAGCAUCACUGAUAGCUCAAGCUUUUGUUUUUUUUUCUAAAGCCGCAGCCGAUGAAAAACUCUUAAAGCCAUUUUUGUAAACAGAAAAAUAAGAACAACCAACCAACCACAAACACAA